GCAGAAGGAAAAUCUGAAAGAGAAAGAAUUGGAUAAGUUGGGUGUUACUAAUAUUAGCGAAAAAUUGAAUAAUGAGAAUGAUGGUUGGGAUAAUACAGGGAAACAUGCUAAUGAUCUAGUUGAUGAUGGAGAUGAAGCAGAAUUGGACAAAUUGGAU
This is a messenger RNA of Entrophospora sp. SA101, 157 nucleotides long. Lineage: Eukaryota; Fungi; Glomeromycota; Glomeromycetes; Entrophosporales; Entrophosporaceae. The record is from the annotation of a GenBank genome assembly.